GUCAGGAGUCGGUCAGUCUCUGAACGCCGCCGCGCGAGAGAGAGCCAUGGCGGCCGCACUGUUGCCAGAGACGGCGUCGCGGCUGCUGACUCCGGAGACCCUCCGAACGGCGGCCAAGCAGUCUCAGGGCAUCCACCUUGUCCCCAUCUCCCUCCGCCGCGCCAUCAAGCGCUACCUCCGCGACCAGGACAAGACGCACAUGCACCGAAAGGUGCUGCUGCUUUCGUCCUCCUUCGAGCGCGCAAAGGGCACCGGUGCCGAGCUGGCUGCGGCGUCAACCCGUAGCGCACUCCUCGACGACCCCCAUGCGCCUGCGAGUGCCGAGCAGCGGACUGCACGGUGGAAGGUUCAGUCCUCCUACGGAGAUAUCGGCCUUCGGUACCGCGAGGAUGAGACGGUCGCGUAUGUCGCCUCCCGCAUGCCUGCAAUCUACGCCGCAUGCCACCGCGUGCUCCGUGAGGUUCGUCGUCGGUCUCCAGGUUUUGCACCUAAGAACGUGUUGGACUUUGGAGCGGGGCCAAGCUCAGCACUUUGGGCAAUGAGGGCAGUGUGGCCGAAGUCCAUAGAGAGGGUUAAUUUGAUCGAGCCCUCCAAAGAAAUGCAGAGAGCGGGACAGACCCUUCUUGAUAAUUUGAAGGGAUUGCCACUUAUCCACAGCUAUGAUAGCAUCCAAGAGUUGAACCGCAGCAUCGAGAAACAUGAGCGACGUCACGACCUUGUAAUAUCAUCUUACGCACUUGGGGAGAUUCCUUCAUUGAAUGACCGUAUAACAAUUGUGAGGCAACUUUGGGACCUAACAAAAGAUGUUUUGGUUUUGUUAGAGCCUGGAACUCCUCAAGGGUCAAAGAUUAUAAGCCAAAUGCGCUCAUAUAUCCUUUGGAUGGAAAAGAGAAAGUGCCGCAAGAGCGAAAAAUCUACAGGUGCUGCUCCAAGUAAAAUGAAGAGUAUGGUUCUUCAAGAAGAUUUGCUGAAAGAUGGUGCCUUUGUGGUUGCCCCGUGUCCUCAUGAUGGUCGGUGUCCGUUGGAGAAUUCAGAUAAAUACUGCCACUUUGUUCAGAGAUUGGAGAGGACGUCAUCACAGCGUAUCUACAAGAGGUCAAAAGGUGUGCCUUUGCGUGGUUUUGAGGAUGAGAAAUUCUGUUAUGUUGCUUUAAGAAGGGGCAAGCGACCAGAGGAAGCUUGGCCACUUGAUGGAAUGAAAUUUGAUACUCUUAAAGAACGUCAUGCCAAGAGAAGCCCAGAAGAUCUUAUCAUUGACUAUGACGAUCAAUUUCCAAGUGGGGAAGAUGAAGAAGCUCCUGACAGCGACGAGGACAGUUUGGUCCCAUAUGCUUCUGAUACACAAGAACUAAGUCUAUUCCAUGAGAGUGGAGAGGAGGAAGAGGAACCCAUCCGUGCUGAUCUUGGAGGAGGCUGGGGCCGGAUUAUAUACAGCCCCAUUCGAAGAGGAAGACAAGUACAGAUGGAUGUUUGCCGUGCCACCAAACGGGAUGCGUCUGAAGGCGCGUUCGAGCGUGUGGUGGUCACACAAAGCAAGAACCCUGCUUUGCAUCUUCAGGCCCGGAAGUCGCUUUGGGGUGACCUUUGGCCAUUUUAGGCUACAGAUUCUUCAAGCUUGGUUGUAGCCACAUUUUAGGGGGCUCCCAGUCUGUUCAACAGUGGACUCGCUCGGUGAAAGUAGAAUCUGGCGUUAGUGGUAACUUUUGUUUCAUCGGUAUUUGUUUUUGAAAGGUUUUGCUUCUUCCAUGCAUUUAUAUAUUUGUAACGGAGCUAGUCAGCAAACCUCAUCUCAAUUUCUUGAUAUCAGGUAUGUGCCGGAGCUCUGAGGUUGGAACUCUGCAUCAUUGCAACGCUGUUCGCCAACAAUGUAACUGCUUACCAUCAUUGGAUAAUAAUAACAGCCAACAGCCCAGCACCUAAUAAUAUCAAAUGUACUCCCUACGUACCUUGUUUUGGUACAGAGGUAGUACCUCCUAAUAUUCAUAACAUCCUAUUUAUACGAUUGAGCUUGCGUGAA
Messenger RNA from Triticum dicoccoides, 2017 nucleotides. RefSeq names its product probable S-adenosyl-L-methionine-dependent RNA methyltransferase RSM22, mitochondrial. Gene Ontology annotation, cellular component: mitochondrial small ribosomal subunit. Gene Ontology annotation, molecular function: methyltransferase activity; structural constituent of ribosome. Bases 47 to 1597 code for a protein of 516 amino acids. The transcript is spliced from 12 exons. Gene Ontology annotation, biological process: translation. The record is from RefSeq and is a predicted model, not a curated record. Lineage: Eukaryota; Viridiplantae; Streptophyta; Magnoliopsida; Poales; Poaceae.